AUGGCGCACGUCCUCGUCGUGCCGUUCCCCGCCCAGGGCCACACGAACCCCAUGGUGCAGUUCGCCAGGCGGCUGGCGUCCAAGGGCGUGGCCACCACGCUGGUCACCACCCGCUUCGUCGCGCGGACGGCCGGCGGCGUGGACGCGCGCCCGGCGGCGGUCGAGGCCAUCUCCGACGGGCACGACGAGGGCGGGCUCGCGUCGGCCGCGAGCGUCGCCGAGUACCUAGAGAGGCAGGCGGCCGCCAUGGCCGGGUCGCUGGCGGCGCUCAUCGAGGCGCGCGCGGCGUCGCCGGGGCAGGGGCGCUUCACGUGCGUCGUGUACGACUCGUACGAGCGCUGGGUGCCGCCCGUGGCGCGGCGGACGGGCCUGCCCGCCGUCCCCUUCUCCACGCAGUCGUGCGCGGUCAGCGCCGUGUACUACCACUUCAGCCAGGGGAGGCUUGCCGUGCCGCCGCCGGCCGCGGACGGCGGCGGCAACUGUGGCGGUGCCGCCCGGAGCAAGGCGAUCGAGGGGCUGCCGGAGAUGGAGAGGUCGGAGUUCCCGUCGUCCGUGUUCGACGGUGGGCCGUACCCGAUGAUCGCCGAGAGCGCGCUGAAACAGUUCGCCCAUGAGGGGAAAGAUGACUGGGUGCUCUUCAACUCGUUUGAAGAACUGGAGAGCGAGGUCUUGGCUGGAUUGACGAACUACAUGAAGGCCCGAGCCAUCGGCCCGUGCGUGCCGCUGCCGGCCGCUGGCACCACCGGCCGGAUCACCUACGGCGCCAACCUGCUGAACCCGGAGGACGCCUGCAUCAAGUGGCUGGACACCAAGCCCCCCGGCUCCGUGGCCUACGUCUCCUUCGGCAGCUUCGCGUCCCUCGGCGCCGCCCAGACGGAGGAGCUCGCCCGCGGUCUCGUCGCCGCCGGCAAGCCUUUCCUCUGGGUGGUGAGGGCUACCGAGGAGCACGAGCUCCCGCGCCACCUCCUGGACGAGCCGACGGCGUCGGGCGCCGCGAUGAUCGUGCGCUGGUGCCCGCAGCUGGACGUGCUGGCGCACCCGGCCGUGGGCUGCUUCGUCACCCACUGCGGCUGGAACUCGACGCUGGAGGCGCUCAGCUUCGGCGUGCCGAUGGUGGCGCUGGGGCUGUGGUCCGACCAGCCGACCAACGCGCGGUACGUCGAGGCCGCCUGGGGCGCCGGCGCGCGCGCGCGCCGCGACGACGCGGGGACGGUGUUCCCGCGCGGGGAGGUGGAGCGGUGCGUGCGCGCCGUCAUGGGCGGGGGCGCCGCGCGCGAGGCGGCGGGGAAGUGGAGGGACAGGGCGCGCGCGGCGGUGGCGCCCGGCGGCAGCUCCGACCGGAGCCUGGACGAGUUCGUGGAGUUCGUGCGCGCCGGCGCCGCGGAGAAGUGGAAGGCUCUGGUGCUGGAGGGAAGCGAGGGUGCAGGGUUUGAGAUGUGA
Messenger RNA from Panicum hallii, 1440 nucleotides. RefSeq names its product indole-3-acetate beta-glucosyltransferase-like. The coding region runs from base 1 to 1440 and encodes 479 amino acids. The transcript is spliced from 2 exons. The record is from RefSeq and is a predicted model, not a curated record. NCBI's taxonomy places the organism in Eukaryota, Viridiplantae, Streptophyta, Magnoliopsida, Poales, Poaceae. Gene Ontology annotation, molecular function: UDP-glycosyltransferase activity.